Messenger RNA from Hippocampus comes (tiger tail seahorse), 1290 nucleotides. RefSeq names its product FKBP prolyl isomerase 6 (gene fkbp6). The record is from RefSeq and is a predicted model, not a curated record. Bases 142 to 1107 code for a protein of 321 amino acids. The transcript has 9 exons. NCBI's taxonomy places the organism in Eukaryota, Metazoa, Chordata, Actinopteri, Syngnathiformes, Syngnathidae. Gene Ontology annotation, biological process: spermatogenesis; piRNA processing. Gene Ontology annotation, cellular component: cytoplasm. Gene Ontology annotation, molecular function: peptidyl-prolyl cis-trans isomerase activity; Hsp90 protein binding.
AGACACGUGUCUUCAGCGUUUCCUGGGUUGAUCACGUGGCUCGCCGUCCAACGCGGGUAUCGAAAGCAUGUAAAAAGUCGCCAAAAGAAAUACAACUUCAUUUUGGGAAACGACUAAAACGACUUUUUCGUCGCAGUAAAGAUGUCAACGAACAGAGAGCGAAAGCUUUUCCAGUGCCUUUUCGGAGUUGAGGAGCCAGAUCUGAGUCCAUUUGACCGCCUACAGCAGCAGAUGGAGGAUAUCCUGGGUAAUGGAGGAAUCUUCAAAGAGGUGAUCUCCCCUGGAUAUGGCCCCCCUGUGUCCCCAAGUGCUUCAGUCUUGAUACAUUACUCCGGCUUCCUGGAAUAUUCUGACCAGCCGUUUGAGACCACUACUCGCCUCAAGCAUCCCCGACUCAUGAAGCUGGGUAGAGACAUGACUCUGAUGGGAAUGGAGAUGGGCCUGCUGACCAUGCGCAAAGGCGAGUCCUCCCGCUUCCUCCUGCAGCCGCGUUACGCCUAUGGAGACAUGGGCUGCCCGCCGCUCAUCCCCGCUGCUGCCCGCAUUUUGUUCGAGAUCCAAAUCCACGAUGUCUUCAACACAGGACAAGUGGACGGAUUUGUCCAACUGACUGCGGAGGAGCAGAAUGAGUGUCCAUUUUCCAACCUGAUUGAAGUGGUCAGCACGCUUCGUACUAUAGGCAACAGAUGCUUCAAUCAGAGUCGCUACGAAAAAGCCAAAGAGCAUUACAAGCAGGCGUUGGCGUUGUUGACCAACAGGGAGAUUUACAGCGAUGCCGGACGGGCGGAGAUCCAUGCGGCGCUGCUGCCCCUUUAUCUGAAUUUGUCCUUCGUGGCAAUUCGUCUGGAGAGACCGCGGAAAGCUCUCAAAUACGCCAAGAAGGCUCUGGGGGUCGACUGCAGCAGUACCAAAGCACUUUACCGCUGUGCACAGGCGUACGUGGAGCUGCGGGACUACGAGAGCGCUUACAGUUGCCUCAUCAGGGCUCGGGAGAGAAGCCCUUUUGACCGCGACAUCAACAACCUCCUGAUGACCGUGACAAUGUGCUACAAAGACAGCUCGGAGAAAGAGAAAGACGUGUACGGCAAGAUGUUCCCAGGCUAUUAAGAGGCCGCAGGAGAUGAUGUUACGAGCGAGUGAGGAGCCACCGCAGAACCAGAGUGAAAUGUUGGUGUUAUAAACUUUGUAUUGCGCCCCUUUGAGAUGUCUCGCAAAUGUUCCCUUGCAGAAGUGCAUUGUUUUUGUUAUGUUUUAUUUCCCCCCCUCUAAGUUAAUCAUACAGAAAACAUU